This is a messenger RNA of Pogoniulus pusillus (Red-fronted tinkerbird), 2146 nucleotides long. It is a transcript of the gene DDX25, whose product is annotated as DEAD-box helicase 25. Gene Ontology annotation, biological process: poly(A)+ mRNA export from nucleus. The record is from RefSeq and is a predicted model, not a curated record. Gene Ontology annotation, cellular component: cytoplasmic stress granule; nucleus. The coding region runs from base 5 to 1705 and encodes 566 amino acids. Gene Ontology annotation, molecular function: RNA binding; RNA helicase activity; ATP binding. The transcript has 11 exons. Lineage: Eukaryota; Metazoa; Chordata; Aves; Piciformes; Lybiidae.
CGCCAUGGCGGGCAACGGCGCCGGGGCCGAGCCGGUGCGCAGCGAGCAGAGCCCGGCCCGCCCCUCCCGCGGCCUCGGCCCCUUGCCCGGGCGUGUCCCCGGUAGCAGCCCCUCUCCCCCGCAGCUCCGCCGCCCGGGCCUGCCGCCGCCCCGCCGCGACCGCUUCGUGUGCCACAGGGGCUCUGGCGAUGAUAAGGAGGAGGACGAUGAGAGGGAGGACAGAGCGACCCUGGCCGAAGCCUCCCUGCUGAACAAGCUGAUCCACACCUCCCUGGUGGAGUCCAGCCACAGCGUGGAGAUCCUGCAGCAGGACCCUCGCUCCCCACUCUUCUCCAUCAAAACCUUUGAGGAGCUGACCCUGAAGAAGGAGCUUCUGGAAGGGAUUUAUGCCAUGGGCUUCAACAGGCCCUCCAAAAUCCAGGGCACGGCGCUGCCCAUCAUGCUGGCGUACCCGCCCCAAAAUCUGAUUGCCCAGAGCCAGUCAGGGACAGGGAAAACAGCAGCGUUCGCCCUGGCGAUGCUGAGCAGAGUUAAUGCCACUGAGAAGCACCCACAGUGCCUCUGCUUGGCUCCCACCUACGAGCUGGCCCUGCAGAUUGGGCAGGUGAUCGAGAAGAUUGGGCUGUUCUGCACCGACAUCAGAGUGACCUAUGCCAUCCGGGGCAACCGCGUCCGGCAGGGCAGAGUGUCCAAGGAGCAGAUAGUGGUGGGCACGCCGGGCACCGUGCUGGACUGGUGCUUCAAGCUGAAGGUGGUGGACCUGAGCCAGAUCAGGCUGUUCGUGCUGGACGAGGCUGACAUCAUGAUCGACACCCAGAACCUCUCCCAACAGAGCAUCCGCGUCCAGAGGGCUUUGCCCAAGACCUGCCAGCUGCUGCUCUUCUCGGCCACCUUCAGGGAGCGGGUGAGGGCCUUCGCCAGGCAGAUCGUGGCCAACCCCAUCGUGAUAAAGCUGCGUGAGGAGGAGCUGACCCUCACCAACAUCAGGCAGUACUUCAUGGUCUGCCACAGCAGGGAGCACAAGUACAGAGCCCUCUGCAACAUCUAUGGCAGCAUCACCAUCGGCCAGGCUAUGAUCUUCUGCCAGGUAGAGCCCCUCAGCCUGCCCAGGGAGAUCCUCACACGACUGCUUGGUACCCAUGAGGAAUCCUGCUGCUGCCUGUGCCCAGACCCGCAAGAGCGCAGAGUGGCUGGCAGCAGAGAUGUGCCAGGACGGGCACCAGGUGGGCAUCCUGACCGGGGACCUGACGGUGGCGCAGAGAGCCAGCACCAUCCAGCGCUUCCGCGACGGGCAGGAGAAGGUCCUCAUCGUCACCAACAUCUGCGCCAGAGGCAUCGACGUGCAGCAGGUGACUGUGGUGGUGAACUUCAGCCUGCCCAUGGACGGGAAGAGGGAGCCGGAGCUGGAGACCUACCUGCACCGCAUCGGGCGCACCGGGCGCUUCGGCAAGCAGGGCAUCGCCUUCAGCAUGCUGGAGCAGGAGGAGCUCUGGGUCAUCCAGGUGAUAGAGAAGCACUUCCACACCAAGAUCAAGCAGCUGGACCCAGACGACAUGGAGGAGCUGGAGGAGCUGGAAUACUGAGUGAGGAGCUGGGAUGUGUUUCCAGGGUCCCAGUGCUGCUUCAGAAUGGAAGAAACAGUUCCCAGAGAAGUCGCCCAGUUCUCUUUUGGUUGGUUACUUUUAGCUGUUUGCUUUUGUUGUGAUGUUGCAGAAGGUAGGUGGGGGAGAACCUCAACGCCCCCAGUUGUUAUCCUUGAUGUUGUUCCUGGAUCUCUCUCUGAGGUUUUGAGGUUUGAGCCUUCCCCCCGAGGGGUUUAAGCUGAGGUCAGGCUCCCCGCGAAUGGGUGAAGAGAUCUGAAAAUGUGGGGACCGUUCUCUAGCGGGCCCCAGGCCUGGGCGAGCUGUCUCCAGGCGUGGGAGAAGCUGUGGCAAGGGCAGCGGCGGGGGCGCAGCGGCCGCUAGGUGGCAGUGCGGGGCCGCCGCCGCCCGCCCCACGCCUGCCCAAGCGCCGUGCGCAGGGCACAGGUUGGGGCUGGCCUGGGCCACUUGUCCCCAGCCCCGGGGUGGCUUUGUGCCUUGGGGCUUCUUCCCUCCGCUGGCGCCCAGAAAGUCUCCAAUAAAAGGGAUUCGUUUCUUUUACUUCA